AUGCAGUCUAACCAACCAAAUUACGGCUACUCCAACUUUGAUCAGCUCCACGUGGAAAAGAAUGGCUUUGGUCAAGAGCGACAAAUUCAAUAUGGAUACCCAAGUUUCGAAAGUUCCGAUAACUACGACCAAGGCCAAAAUUUUACCCAGUCCCAGCAAGGCCAACUUGAUUUGAAUCUUCGUGGCUAUACAGAUUCAAGCAACGCAAUUGGUCCUUGGGGCCUGCAAGAUUCCUCCCAAUUGACUUGCUCAGGAUUCUCCGGUCACCCGUUGAAUGACUUUAUUAAUCAACAGAUGACUGGUUCAACUCGAAACAACUCAACUAUACCAAUCCCCAAUAUCCAAUCACUGCCAAAUGCAAAUAUAUCAACUCUGCCAAUACGCCAGCUAUCCGCUUUUCCAACAGUCCCAUCCGUUUCCACUUCUGAGCCAGUCCCGGUCCCACCUAAGAAAAAGCAAAAACGCCAACCCGCACAAGUUAAAGGCACCAACAUAUUACCUGCUAUCCUCAGUGACUCUGCUGCACCGGAUAUCUCUGAUUCAAAUCAUCCAAUCACUAAUGCUUCCAAUCCUCUGAUCCAACCCCUGACACCUUCGGGGCCCCUGUUGCGUGCACCGGGGUGGCGCACCUCAGAUGACCCGAGGGCCGAGUCCGGACUCCGGAUUGCCGUGCCUUCGCAUCCGACAAUUGAAGCUCGCAUCCCUUUUCGGCAAUGCGCACGGAUCAUCGAUUCUGUUCACACCGAAGUGAUGGUGCAGGGCUAUUCCGAUAGGACCUUGGUACUCGUUACUCAAACUGGGAAAAUCGGUAGUCUGACCCAGGUGACUGUCCCUCUGGCUAGCUUCGAGCAAGGCUACGAACUCGCGUCCGGCUUAGAUGAUGGUCUUGUGCCCGCGCUGCCCGUUCCGUUCACAUCCCUCCAGCUUGUGCCCCUCCUCAGCUCGACGCCUCCCGACCUGAAACCUCUCUACGACGUAUACCUAAACCAAAUAGCCAUGCUUGCCCUCACUGGCUUCUCCCCCGACAAUUCAUCUCAUCUGCGCUCAUGUAACCCGGACCGAAUGCUAAAACCGGUGAUCAUCGGCCUGGCCUUGACUCGGUUACCUAAAACUACCGAGCAGGAUGUGACUAACUUAGAGAGAGCUCGGUUUUCCGCUAUCAUGAACAUGAUUAUAGAAUCCAAAGUUUGGUGA
This is a messenger RNA of Puccinia triticina, 1194 nucleotides long. RefSeq lists its product as uncharacterized. The record is from RefSeq and is a predicted model, not a curated record. The transcript has 4 exons. NCBI's taxonomy places the organism in Eukaryota, Fungi, Basidiomycota, Pucciniomycetes, Pucciniales, Pucciniaceae. Bases 1 to 1194 code for a protein of 397 amino acids. Gene Ontology annotation, biological process: proteasome assembly.